AAGAACAUCAAAGCAAUAUUUCAUCUGCUCUCUUUACAAAAUCAUUAUUCAUUAAGUAGUAAGUUGUGAUUUGAUAUUAAGAAAAGAAUGGCGGAGGAGUACAACAAGAAGAGCGAUGAACACGAGUACGAGAGGAAGACUGGGGAUUACGAGGAGGGAUCGGGUGCAGGCGAGACCAAGGAUCGUGGGUUGUUUGAUUUCUUGGGGAAGAAAGAGGCGGAGAAGCCAACUCCUUAUCAGCAAGGGGAUCAGGUGAACGUCGCUGAGUUUGAUGAGAAAGUCAAGAUCUCCGAUCAUCACGAUCAGCAUGCAUCAUCAUACAACAAAGUAGAAAAGGAGGAGGACAAGGAGAAGAAGCACGAGACUCUCCUGCAGAAGCUUCACCGAUCUGACAGCAGCUCUAGCUCUUCAAGUGAUGAGGAGGAAGAUGAAGAGAAGAAGAAGAAGAGGAAAGAAAAGAAGGGAUUGACGGAUAAGAUCAAGGAGAAGAUCUCCGGUGAUGAGCAGAAGGAAGAAGCCUAUCACAAGGAGGAGGACACGGCUGUCCCGGUGGAGAAGGUGUACGAGGAGGAACAUCAUCAUCAAGCUCCACCUCCGGUUGUUCAUCACCACGAAGAGCCAACCGACUCCCCAACUGAGGAAAAGAAGGGUUUCCUCGAGAAGAUCAAGGAAAAGCUACCUGGCCACAAGAAGACUGAGGAGGUUCCAGUUGGUGCUGCUUCGCACGAACAGCACAGUGACGACAAACAUGCGGCGGAGCCACCGGUAGCAGCCUCUUAUGAAGCUGGCGAAGAGCCCAAGGAAAAGAAGGGUAUUUUGGAGAAGAUCAAGGAAAAGCUUCCAGGGUACCAUUCCAAGACCGAGGAAGAACACAAGGACGUCAAGGAGAAAGAGAAGGAUACUCCUUCCUACUAAUUAAGGGAUUAAGAAAGAAAAAACACAUACAUAAUCUUGUCUUGUGUUCGGAAAGAGUGGUUGUGGUGGUGUCAUUUGUGGCUUGUUAUUUUUAUUUGUUUUUGUGAUGGGUUGUUUAUUUGCCGUUUUAUUUUGAGAGACUCUGCGAUCAUUUCCCAGUUUGUCUAGCGUUGCCGUUCUAAGGUUCUCUCUGUUUUGGAAGGACCUUUAAUUUCUUUCGUAUGUGACAUAAACAUUAUUGUUGAUUAGUAAGAUAUUUGUUGUUCCCUUGUA
This is a messenger RNA of Pyrus x bretschneideri (Chinese white pear), 1188 nucleotides long. RefSeq names its product dehydrin COR47-like. Gene Ontology annotation, cellular component: membrane. Lineage: Eukaryota; Viridiplantae; Streptophyta; Magnoliopsida; Rosales; Rosaceae. Bases 88 to 915 code for a protein of 275 amino acids. The transcript is spliced from 2 exons. Gene Ontology annotation, biological process: response to water. The record is from RefSeq and is a predicted model, not a curated record.